GAUCAACAUUUCAUUUCGCAGACUCAAGAGAUGUAGAUCACGCGUCAUCGAUCAUGCUAAUGAAAUUGGCUUCAUGGCCAAGGACAAACGACAACUUCCAUAUCGCCUUUAAGAUCUAUUAGACUUUUUUCAGAUCCGUGAUCCUCCUAAAGAAGACAGGCUAUAAAGCCCAACGCGUCCUGACCUUUUUUUCUCACAUUCCCAUUCCUCUCCUUACUUACUAUACAUUCCACUGCCAUUCUUUCAAAAACACAAUCUUUUAACCCGAUGCCUUCCUUCAACACCAUCCUGUCCUACGCGGCCCUUGGGCUCGCUGCAUUUGCCAGCGUCCAGGCUGCUCCUGCCCCCAUGCUUGAGACUAGCUUGGCCGUCCGUACCCUCGAUGUGCGCUGUGGAUGCACUCCUCUACCACAGCUCGUUAACAACUUGAUCACCGACUUGGCCGUCGUCCUCGAGCCCGUUCAGUACGUCACCUCCGGGAACUGUACGGCAGAAAUUCUCAAGCCUAUCCUUGAGGACGCCAUCAACAUCCUCGGCACGGCCCUCACUGACGUUCAGGCUCUCGUCGGCUUGACCACUGAUGUCGUUCUGUCCACUGGCAGUGGUGUGCUCUCCGUCGUUGACCUUUGCGGCCUCCUCACAAUUCUUAUCAACCUCAUUUCCGGUGUCGUCGCUCUCGUUAUUAAACUUGUUGCCGUUGUCGACAAAGAAGUCGUCUGCAACCUCCUGGGACAAAUAGUCAUCCUACUUUGCAAGAUCCUCGCAGUUGUCGUUGGUCUUGUUGACAGCGUUCUGGUCCUUCUCGUGACCCUGCUCAACAAUGUUGUCCUCCCCCUCAUCCUCAACCUCAGCUUGGGCGUUGUUUUGAACGACGUCUGUGGCAUCCUUGGCCUCGUCAUUUAAAUUGCCCCAGUUCAAAAACGGAUAGCAUAUUUUUUCACUAUCUCUGUUUAUCUAAUCUCUGCUCGAUCUGCUCGAUCUUGUUUUAGGCUGUCAAUGAUAAUCUAACAGUAACUGUACACUCGUGAAUCAUGAUGGUCUAUUGAUUAUUUAUCACAUGCAGCGAAGGGA
Molecule: messenger RNA, 1071 nt
Organism: Guyanagaster necrorhizus
Lineage: Eukaryota; Fungi; Basidiomycota; Agaricomycetes; Agaricales; Physalacriaceae
Exons: 4
Coding region: 268-903 (211 amino acids)
Source: RefSeq, a predicted model, not a curated record